Molecule: messenger RNA, 516 nt
Organism: Zychaea mexicana
Lineage: Eukaryota; Fungi; Mucoromycota; Mucoromycetes; Mucorales; Lichtheimiaceae
Exons: 1
Coding region: 27-242 (71 amino acids)
Source: RefSeq, a predicted model, not a curated record
AACAACAACAACAACAACAACAAUACAUGGAGGAGAUCGAGCACGUCUACGAACCGCUUACGGAGGAACAUCUCAACAUGACAGUCGAAGAAUAUAUCAACGUGUUGGUUCACAAAGAAAUCGAAAAAAUCCAAAGCAAUGGUGAUGCGUUGAUUGAACAACUUGAAUCGACUGUGGAUGGGAUACGACAAAAGCUUACUUGUACAUCAUCAUCAUCGUCCAACAAGGACAAGGGCUUAUAGUAUUAAGCCCAUCAUUUGCAUAUAACAUCAAAUACGAGCUCUUUUUUUUUUCUUUUAAGCAUUUGUUUACAUUCCCAAACCCCCCCCCCAAAAAAAAAAAAUCAUUAGCCUCCCGUCCGUAUCGCAUUCCCAGUUAUAUCCAUUUCAAUCUUUUGUGUGAAUACACGAGUAAUCUCAUUUCCGCGCAUAAUAGCAGCAACAUUGAGUAUAAAGAUAUUUCAAAUGUAAACAGACACUUGUUGUCUUGACUUUCAUCCCACACGGUGUGUGUAUC